Molecule: messenger RNA, 992 nt
Organism: Brassica oleracea var. oleracea
Lineage: Eukaryota; Viridiplantae; Streptophyta; Magnoliopsida; Brassicales; Brassicaceae
Exons: 3
Biological process (GO): ribulose bisphosphate carboxylase complex assembly
Molecular function (GO): protein folding chaperone
Source: RefSeq, a predicted model, not a curated record
CUGAUUUCUCCGAGUCUCUUUCCUUCAAGUUACAAGACGACAACAAAUACAACCUCACGGUGCUCGUCUUGUUUGUCUUUGCCUUUGCUUUGUUGUUUUGAAAAUAAAUAUCUCAAAGACUUCUCCCUGAGUUUGACUGGCUAGUAUUCAACGGCCAUUUCCCAUCUUACGGACCCAAUUCUUGUUUCAUGUUUUCUUCUUUUGCUCUGUUUCUUAGCGAAAGUAUUGAUCUUGCUGUUUGGAAGUAAUGGUCGGUGCUUUGUUUGUUGUUGGCUCGUCGGUUAUGGAUUCACCAAACGGUCCAUGUUUAUGUCUAGAUGCUCACGCAAGGAGCUCUCGAAACAAGAAGAAGAUCCUUGGCAGCAGUGCGGGAAGCUCCUUCACUGGUUCAGUCAUUGUUUUCAGGCUUUCUUCUAAGCGCGUACCAAGGAUUGCGACUCGAAGGAGCAAAAGAAGGCUCUUGAUUGUCAAUGAGGACGUUGCUGGGAACUACAAUGAUACUUUCGGAGAUGUUAAAACGGUGAGAAAGAUUGUUUUUGAGAGAUCAUUUCGGAGAUAUUAGGAUUAGAUUAACAAAAACACUUUGGAGAUCAUUUUUGGCUUGUGGUCUUAUGUGUCUCCUUUGUUUUACAAUAGUUACGUCGUAUCAAACAGACCAACCGAUGGCAAACGUUUCCUCCGCACCCUCGGCAAGGAGAGUCAGGAGCUUGCAGAAAGAGUAAUGAUCACGCGUCUCCACUUGCCAUGCAAGUGGAUCAAGAAAUGCGACCAUGGGAAGAUAUACCAAGAUAUAACAGAUGAGAACUUGGCUUUGAUGCGUGAACGACUAAUGGAGACUGUGAUAUGGCCAAUUCCGAUGAUUCAACCUGAAGAAGAAAUGUCACACCACAGCAUUUAGGAACAUGAGUCUUUUUAGUUUGAUUUACAUUGUGUGUGUAUGUAUAUAUGUGUAAAGGUUCUCAGUCAGUCUCUUAAUCUCACAUCAACACUUU